Racocetra fulgida is the source of this 771-nucleotide messenger RNA. The record is from the annotation of a GenBank genome assembly. NCBI's taxonomy places the organism in Eukaryota, Fungi, Glomeromycota, Glomeromycetes, Diversisporales, Gigasporaceae.
AUGUCUUCUAUUCAAAACCAAAAAUCCAAAAGAAUAGCUAUAAUUGGAUCCGGAAUAUCUGGCUUAGGUUCUGCCUGGCUUCUUUCCGAGCAUUCUCCGCAUGAUGUAGUUCUUUAUGAACAAAAUGAUUAUGUUGGAGGAAAAAAUCCAUUCUCGGUAUUUGCUCAACCAAAAAAUUUAUUGAAUAUAGAUAUGUGGAAAAUGUUAUAUGACAUUUUCAGAUUUAACUUUCAUGCUACUGAAUUAUUGAAUUUGCCUGAUGAUCAUUCCGAAAAACAAUUGAGUUUGGGAGAAUAUCUUGAUCUUCAUAAUUAUUCCGCCUCUUUCAGAAACAAUUAUUUGUUGUACGUUGAAUCCAUCAUUUCCAAUAUUAAAGAUGUAAGACUUUCGACUCAAGUGGUUUCUAUUACUCGUGAACCAUCAGAUUCUUCCGAUCCGACCUCUAGUCCGAUUAUUACUAUCAUUGAUAACAAGGCUUGGACAAAUUAUGGGUUUCAUGAAGACGGAUUUACAUCAGGAAUUAAGGUGGCUACAGAAUAUUUAGGGGCGAAAUGCCCCUUUGAAAUAAUUGAUGCAACUUAUAUUAGAGGAAAACAAGUUGAAUUAUCAACGAUUGAAAAGGUUCAAAAGCGAUUGUGGAAUGGGUUUGAAUGGUCUAUUACAUAUUCUAAACCUUUAGCGAUUGUUGGGUUUACUGUUGCAAGUGUAUACCUUCAACAGGCUUUCAAAUUGGUUAAAAAUGUCACACAUGGUCAGACCAAAACUGAAUAG